UGAGCAUUGUGUUUUUGAUUAUCUCAUACUGAAACUAUACAGGGAGUAUGUCUUCUGGUGGAACCCGCCUUGGACUAACAUGACAAUGAUAUGUAUCCCAAUUCACCAAUCCAACGCCUUAAUCUCAUAAGUAGUGACACCGUUAUUUGAUGCGACAAAUCUCGUUCCAUCCUGCGACAAUCCUGCUGGAAUCCGUUCACGAAGUCUGCACUCAAGAGAGGAACCAACUGCAACCCGUGCGACGGUACAACUACUCUGCUUUUGCCAGGGUCGGAAAAGUGCAUGGUGGUGUGAUAAAUGAGUGAGCGGACGACAAGUCUGGGGGACCACACGCUGGGCCCACGUGCGCUUCAACUGCAAGGAAGAGUCUGGUAUCUAGCACAUCAUAGUCGACGAAACGAACCCCCACGACCAGGCUGGUGACAUUGAAAAGUGAAUUGAGAGGCCGGAUUGGUGAAUCACGACGUUCUUCCGUUUCCAACCGGUGUAAUAAAUCCGAUUACAUCCCUACUUUGUUCUGUAUAGGCCGGUGUCUGCGGUCGAAGCCGAUGAUGAGGGGCCGUGAAAGGGCCUUGCAGUGAUUGCUGAAAAGUCCAGAACAAGGAUCCCUGUGAUGUGGGACCCAUGAGAAGUACGAACUCUAACAGAUGACGACCAAGGCUCCAGAGGUGAUGGGUGGAUUCAACAGAUGGACGGAAAGUUCUGAUUGCCAUGUACUAACCUCCACGCAUUUCCACGACCGUCAUAGGUCGGCACUAAAGGAAGGAUACUACAUAAGCAGGGGCUCGAAUCCAGCAGAUCUAGUUUCUUGGAGUAGCUUUUCACGUCGCGUGUGAAUUUCGAGACGUGAGUCAGAUAGACUGCUUCUUGUGCUAUCACCAGAUGAUUGAUCGUGUUCGCAUUUCAAGGUGCACUUUAAGUCUCUACAUCACAAACUAGUGCUGUUUGUUACAUACGCACUUCCACUCACUCAGAUCCAGGGGAAUUGAGGAUCUUUACCGAAAUAUUGGCAAUCUGUGAAGGGGAAGAUCAAUGGCUCGACAAUCGACUCUUGGGUCUGUUCUGGUUCUUACUCUCUGUCUCGCUGCCACGGUUGCCAGCGAGACCGACCUAGUCAUUCGGUUGGAUGACAGACAGAGCGACGGAGAAAAAGAAUGUGCCGUUUUUCUCCUGAAAGCAAGGUUGGGUGAUUCUGAUACAGAAGUUCCUCAUCAGUGCCAGGAUAUGGUUAGAUCUUAUUUAGAAGAAGAGGGGGAAAAGCUUAAUGUUAAAAAGGAGUGCUCUAGCUUUCUUCUAAACGGUGAGCUAAACAACAUUCAAGGAUGGAUGCCCCCACCUGAAUGCGAAGAUUACAUCGCUUCCUACAUGGAGGACGGACAAUAUGAGACUGACGUCCGUGUAGCUCUAUCUGCUGCUCGCUCUUAUCUUCAAUCCAUCUUUCCUACUGAAGGCGUCGAUGCGGUGGUCUUUGAUAUUGAUGAGACGUGUUUGUCAAAUCUGCCAUACUACCGCGUCCAUCAAUACGGGGUUGAAAAAUUUCAAAAGGCCGUCUUCAACGAAUAUGUAGCUCAGAGUAAACAGCCAGUCAUGAAGGCAGCUCUGGCGCUGUACCAAGAACUUCUGCAGAACAAUUGGGCCAUUAUUUUCAUCACUGGAAGAGACGAGGAAGCGCGUUCUUACACUUCCAAGAAUCUCCGGGAUGCCGGCUACGAAAGUUGGGCUGAGCUCAUUUUAAGACAACCAGAGGAGGAACAUGACAGUGCAGUAUUGUACAAGUCAAAUCGUCGAGCUGCAUUGGAGAAGAAGGGUUAUCGCAUCAGAGCAUCAAUAGGUGAUCAGUGGAGUGAUCUUGAAGGCCUUUCUCCUGGGAUGAGAAGCUUCAAGUUACCCAAUCCAAUGUACUAUAUCUUUUAGAUUCACUGCAUGACUAGGUCCUCUAACCCGAGCAAAGUCGCGGUAAGUGCCUGGUUUGAGUUAUAACAUGCGUAGCUUAGACCAACCAGCCAAAGCUUGCCCUAAGUACCCCAUCUGUCACUCGUACCUGCUUAAAUCCUUAUUCAUUUCAAAUUAAUUUUUUAGUAGAAUUUAUUCUUCAUAAGGAUUGUAGGAGAAGAUGCGGUUAUCGGUAGAGUUGAAACAGGAGACACGCUAUUGUUGCGAGCGCUACAUGCUCUUUUCGAUGGCUAGAGUCCUGUAGUGUUUCGAUCACGAAGAAAUUGGGCAUGCCUACUCACUGUGAGUAUUGUCGAGGAAACCCCAAUUGUGGUGCUCCCCUAACGCAUAUGUAGGUGUCUUAACAUCGCCCGAAUGUAGAGUUUAUUUGUAUAUAUUUAGCUGUAGAGACCACGAAAAAUUCGGCGUGCCAACUCACUAUGAGUAUUGUCGAGGAAACCUCAUUUCUUGUGAUCUUUUAAAUCGCCUCUGUAGGUGUCUUCAAAUCGCUGAAGUGUAGAGUUUAUUUGUGAAUAUGUAGCUGUAGUCUAGACUAGGAAGAGGCCGUGUUACUUGGCUGUUUCCCACUUCACCAAGUUGCUGCAGAAGGAAGGACCAGAUGUGACCUGGUUCGUUUUCCACAAUCCUGCAGCUGACAUAAGCAUUCGUUUAUCACAAAAGCUGGAUACAAUUGUACCAAUCUUCUUACAAUAUGGGAAGACUGGCGAUUUCUUUGUGAAGCUGUGAUGGAAUAAAAUUUCUGAAUAUUACUUAU
Molecule: messenger RNA, 2707 nt
Organism: Marchantia polymorpha subsp. ruderalis
Lineage: Eukaryota; Viridiplantae; Streptophyta; Marchantiopsida; Marchantiales; Marchantiaceae
Source: the annotation of a GenBank genome assembly